AUGUCACUUUCGUCGACGCCAUUCUCACAUCAGGGCUAUUCAUCGGAUGUCUCCUCAUCCGAGUGCUACUAUCCUCUUGAUUCCAACGAAAGUGAAUAUCUGGAGCACUACGAAAGCAAUCUCGAGAAAUACAAAGAAAUCGUUAGUUUAUUUUUCACAUUUGUUAUUUUCCUCUUGAAAAAAUCUACUGCAUUCAUAUAA
Messenger RNA from Gongylonema pulchrum, 201 nucleotides. NCBI's taxonomy places the organism in Eukaryota, Metazoa, Nematoda, Chromadorea, Rhabditida, Gongylonematidae. The record is from the annotation of a GenBank genome assembly.